CGGACGACACAACACCCUCUUGACGCAGUAUUUCAGCACAGGCCAUAUACAGCUUGUGCAAUCUUGUUUGAUAACGAAGCAUUGUAUGACAUCUGCCGAACGAGCUUGGAUAUUGAGCUGCCUGGUUACCCCCACAUCAACCGGCUCGUGAGCCAGGUCAUAAGCUCCAUCACAUCCUCCAUCUGUCCAUAACUUCGAUUCGAAGGAGAUGUGAACGCCGACUUGAACGAGUUCCUGACAAACCUGGUUCCUCACCCAAGAAUCAACUACCCUUUGGCAUCCUUUUCCCCGAUUGUCUCCGCCGACAUGGCGCGUCUUUCAGACACCCAAGAGAUUACGAAUGAGUGCUUCGAGCCGUGCAGUCAGAUGGUGAAGUGUGAUAUUGCAAGUGGCAAGUAUCUAUCUUCCUCCCUGCAGUACCGCGGAGACGUCAAGCCAAGAGACGUCAGCGCUGCAAUCGCGAAGAUUAAAAGUCAGCAUAACAUGCAGUUCGUAGAUUGGUGUCCCGCCGGUUUUAAAGCCGGCAUCAGCAACCAUCGAUGCCACCUCCUGCCUGGAAGUGACCUUGGCGAGAUGAAACGCAGCCUGUUACAUCUUGCCAAUAACACUGCCAUGGGGUCAGUAUGGGCUCGUCUUGGCCACAAGUUUGACCUGAUGUACCGGAAACAUGCCUUCGUACACUGAUACACAAGGGAGGGUAUGGAAGAAGGUGAAUUCAAUGAAGCCCGUGAGGGUCUGGCUGGUUUGCAGAGGGAAUAAGAACAGGCGA
Molecule: messenger RNA, 769 nt
Organism: Lineus longissimus
Lineage: Eukaryota; Metazoa; Nemertea; Pilidiophora; Heteronemertea; Lineidae
Biological process (GO): microtubule cytoskeleton organization; mitotic cell cycle
Cellular component (GO): microtubule; cytoplasm
Molecular function (GO): GTP binding; structural constituent of cytoskeleton
Source: RefSeq, a predicted model, not a curated record